AUGGCGGAGCCGUUUCCACUGCAUGCUGUUUGUGGGUCACUGUGGAAAAAUACCGAUGCCCAAAUAUCAUUUUUAAAGCAUGCUGUUAUGGCUCCUCCUGAUAAGUUUUCAUUUUCACACUGCUCAAGGCAGCUGGAAUAUCAGGAUUUGGGUAGUCUUAGUCGAGGCAAUCAGGCUUGGUACUGCCUUGACCUUUUGGAGGUGUUAUGUCGACUUGCUGAUGCUGGACACAUUGUGUCGGUGCGGUUGAUGAUUGAGGAUCCACUGGGACAUUGCCCUGAACUAUUACUCCUUGGUCUUGGACAUGUCAAGGACACUGCAAAAAGCAAUGUGGUUAAGUAUCUCUGGAGAGUUAACCCCUGCCUUACGCUUGGAGGAUUUGUCGAAGCUCAUUCUGAUCGAAAAUGUCUUCUUAGAAUUGCUGAUCUAUGUCAACAGUUGCAGAUCCUUUCUGCUGUCCUUGAUUCUGCUCCAUUCCCAUUCAACAUUAAACUGGCUGCUGCUGCUUCUAGGAAAGAUCAGGACCUUGUUGGGAAGUGGCUGAGUGAAAAGUCAGAAGUAUACAAGAGCCUUUUUCUUGAGGAAUGUGUUAAUAUCCUGGAAGAAAUUUUGAGCAGCUCCCCCAUGAAAGAACCUCAAGCCGAAGAUAUGAAUAUGUAUUGGCGGUCUUCUCCUCUUUUUUUAGAGGUUUGCCGGUCUCACUCGGGAAAGCAAGUUUCCACCCAGCUACUGGAUAAACACUCUAAGGUCAAUGAGGAACAAAUCAGAGACAUGACUUUGAAAUAUCUCCUUGGCAUUAUUGAAUAUCACAUUGGCAGGCUAGUAAGAGACCAACGGUUCUGUAAGGGUCUCAUUUUCAAAGAAGAACGGAAGCUUUUUGAGCUGAAAGGUCAGAGAUAUGAAUAUCCUCAUGGCAAACCUGACCUUUCGGAAGAAAAAUUUGGUCCUAUUGUACGUAAAUUGAAGACUUUAUCUAAAUCAAAUCAUGAAAGUUUAAAAUGUAUGAAGGAAGGACUACUUGCAUGUUUUAAUAGCGAUCCUCUAUUAUCUGAAGUGAAGGCCAUUAUUAUGGAAAACACGGCAAUUUUUAAGAAGGCUGCUCCAGUUAUUUCCCAGUAUCAUGAUUUCAUUGACAGAGUAAAUACAGAGAUCUCAUGGCUUAAUAGGGCUGCGAAAAAAGCUGAACAUGUUUACGGUCUUCUCUCGGGUCGCCAGCCAGUUUUGGCAGAAUUGGAAAGUCGCAUUUAUGAGCUGAAGAGAAGAGUAACCGUUCUUUCAAAAGAAUGCCCCGAAAGUUUGUACUCGCGGUGUCAGGCUUUGGAUACCGUGGCCAAACUUUGGGAAGACGUUGACCUGCUGAUGAAGGAACUACUAAUGUUUAGACAAGCAGCUGAAGAUCUGUGUCUUAUCUCGAAGAACCUCAGAAGCCUCCUGAGUGAGAAAAAUAUGUAUGCUCACAGGUUCCACAUUACUGAGCAACACAUAAAGAGAGAAAGUCACCAACUGCACGGAGCACUACUUGAUCUUCAGCUCAAGGUGGAGCAGGCAGAGGCAUCUUAUGUGGAGAAGAUGGCUGGACUGUCUGAGCGAGAAACUCGACCCAUGAAGUAUGAAAAAUUAAUUAUUGACAACGCCAUUUCCUGGAGGACUAGGCUGUUCCGUGGAAAGAAUAUACUGGGAACUAUGAGAGAGCAGGGACUAGACAUGUGCGGUUAUGUGUCGACCGUGGUGAUGACAGAGUCACUCUUCAAAAGAGCUUGGCCCUGGCCCUCUGAGUUUGUCAUUAAACUCUCUGAAUAUCACCUCCAAGAUAUCGUGAGGGCCUUUUGUGCCAAAAAUAAAAUGAAAGGCAAGGACACACUUGAUGUUUGUCUUGGAAAAAUGGUAGAGACGGGCGUUGUUAGUGAAAGUACGUACAACGGAGCUGACUUCGACACAAUGGGCUUUGAUAGAUACCGCAUAUCUGAAUUUGAAAAAUUGAAGCCUCCUUAUAUAAAUGAAUCUAUUGAUAAGUUGGAGGAUGGGACAGUUUUAAUCGGAACUUUUGGGAUUACCAAAGGGUAUUUCAGCUUGGGGCCUGAUGAUGUGUACGAUGCUCCAGAAGAUUCUGAGUUUGAGAUAGGCCCAAGUGGAAAAAUCCCAACGCAUGCUGUUGUCAUAGUUGGCUAUGGGGUGACCCUUGCAGGUUUCCCAUACUACGUUUUCCAAAACUGGUAUGGACCAGCUUGGGGCAGAGAUGGCUUCGGCAUGGUAACUGCUCGUAGUAUCAGGCUCAUGUAUGCAGCAGAGCUGUAGAUAGACUAGGAAGUGUGACGAGGCGUAGUGCGGUGCGUGGCUAACAUUUGCGCAGAGCAGCUUUGGUUGGUCAAUGUAGCAGUGGAACUCUUUGUCGUUGUUUGCAUGCGGUUGUCUGCGGCCUCUGGUGGCGUGGGCUAGACCACACGAGUUGUAAAUCAGACCAAGAAAAGCGCUACGUUUAUCUUUUCUUUCAAGUACCAACUCGCCAAGAGAGGUUUGAAGAAGAAUUAUCUUUCUUUGGUAUGUGGCAUGUUUGAUAAAUGUAGAAGGGAAAAAUAACUGAAGAAAUAGUUAUUGCAGCUUCGUGGGGAAAAUGUAUUAACAGAAAGCGAUUACAUGGAUGGUGACAUUUAAUUGUAAUGGUAAAUUGCAAAUUCUCCUUCUAUGGCAGUCUUUGAUGGCAUUCGUGAAUUUGACGAUA
Molecule: messenger RNA, 2719 nt
Organism: Lolium rigidum
Lineage: Eukaryota; Viridiplantae; Streptophyta; Magnoliopsida; Poales; Poaceae
Exons: 14
Coding region: 1-2295 (764 amino acids)
Biological process (GO): nuclear-transcribed mRNA catabolic process, deadenylation-dependent decay; proteolysis
Cellular component (GO): CCR4-NOT core complex; P-body
Molecular function (GO): cysteine-type peptidase activity; molecular adaptor activity
Source: RefSeq, a predicted model, not a curated record